AUGUCUCUUAGUCAUGUCGUUCUCUCUUGUAAGGCAAAUUGGAGUCAUCUCCGCUCCAUGUGCAUCCUCUCUGCUCGGAUAGCGCAUUCAAGAGCCGUCUCCGUCACGAUACUGGUCGCUAGUUCGGGUAAUGUUGUCGAUAGGGUAACCCAAGAAGUUUCGAGAUGUACGGACAUUGAGCAACUCGAUGAUUUCAGCAAAGUAAGGAUCGUCGGUUUGCCAUCGGAUGGUAGAGACGGUAGAUCUCUGGACGAUGAGUUCAAGCUGGUCUGGAAGGCUUUGAUGGACGACAAACCUGUGCAAUGCUGCUAUACGUCGGAAGAAGUUGAGGCAGUCCCUAGACCUUCGGUGGUCGUACUUGAUUUAUCAUGGCUUGAGAUCAUCAAAUCUGAACAAUCAUCUCCACCCGUCUUUCAAUGGAUGAUGGCAUUUUCAGGAGGCUUCAUGCACAUGUGCGGGCCGGCACAGUUCGGGGGAAGAAGUGGAAAGCCUAUGAGCCAGGAAUCACAUGACUGUGAGGACCGCGUCGAUAUUCCAGGCAUGCCUUCAAUGACGUGUCGCGAUCUGAACCCUCAAGAUGUGGGUGACAAAGCGAGCAAGAUCCACGCUGCGGAGGCCACAAUGACGAGAUUUGCGGAACGAGCUGACGGGCUCUUGACAGCAUGCGCUCCAGAAUACGAUAGUGCGGAAUGUCUCGAUGCUAUAUCACAAUGGAUAGGAAGUCACAACGACAGGAAGACCUUCCAUCUUGGCCCUAUGCUGCCGCUCAUUCGAGGCACUCGUACCUUUUCUAGCAAAGCUAUCGAGAUCGAAAUUAACACAUGCCCGGAAGGCUUGGGUACCGCCGUCACCCAUUUUCUGGACGAAUGUCUCAUUACAAACGGAAACCGGAGUGUGAUUUACAUCAGCUUUGGUACUGAGCAUUGCCCGCAAUCAUCCUUUCGUUCUUCCAAGAUACUCGCGCACGCUUACCCUAAUGCCCACACGAUCUCUAGACUGAAGAGCAAAUACCUUGGCAGCUGCAAAGCGAUCAUAUCGCCAUUCGUGCCGCAGCAAGCGAUUCUGACUCACGAGGCUUGUGGAUGGUUCAUAACGCACGGAGGCGCAAACGGGGUCAUGGAGGCACUCACUCAAGGAGUUCCAAUGAUCGGCUGGCCCUUCGCCAUCGACCAGCCCCUCAAUAUCGCAUACAUGGCACGUACCCUAGACGCAGGUUUUGAGUUUACCAAGAUGCGCGUAGAUCACUGCCCUCUAAACAUUGAGAACGCGAACAAUACACCAUGUGACAUGGGCGAUUGGGACGGCGAAGUUCGAGGUGUCCUUAACAUGGCGUUCAUGGAGACUGGGCGAAGGAAGCGUGAGAAUGCUGUAAGGAUUGGAGAGAAUCUCGGACAAGCGUGGGCGGAGAAGGAUGGGAGGGCCAGGUUACGGCUUGCUGAGUUCUUGGAUUUGGUGAACGUGUCAGGAUAG
This is a messenger RNA of Alternaria rosae, 1470 nucleotides long. RefSeq lists its product as uncharacterized. Gene Ontology annotation, molecular function: UDP-glycosyltransferase activity. The transcript has 9 exons. Lineage: Eukaryota; Fungi; Ascomycota; Dothideomycetes; Pleosporales; Pleosporaceae. The coding region runs from base 1 to 1470 and encodes 489 amino acids. The record is from RefSeq and is a predicted model, not a curated record.